GCAUUCGGGUAAUUCUUAUAAUUAUCUCCACGCGAUGGUUCAAUAAUCGACUGUCGUAGAUCACAAUUCACACUUAAAAUAGUAUUAUUACUAAACGAAAAAUGAUCACAAAGAGAAAAACUGACCGACUUCCAGCGAUGAGUAGUGCUUCAAACGAUCCAAAGAUCCAGGAAAGAUGCCAAAGAACUAGAAUUUUUAAAACAAGAGAGUCGCUGUUGACCAUUAUACUCGAAGGUAGAAACGGCAAAGCGAUAUACAACGUAUUUCCGGGAAUAUUCUUGCUUGGCAUGCUUUAUUCUGCUUUAAAGGAUUACCAGCGCGAAGGAAGGCCUUACUUCGGUACCAGACUUUUACGGAGCUCUUUUGCUCAGUUUGAUGUGGCCGCGAUGAUUUGGAUCCCCAUGUUUGGGUCGUGUUUGCUUGUCUACUUUUUUUUUGCGCUUUGGAAGCAAGGCCGCCAGCAAACCAAAUGGAAAUGUCAAUGGGAUAAGCUGUUCGUUUCAGUUUUUGGGUUGUAUGUGCUGGUACUACCCCAUCUUGUUGCAUUUGUGACUGUCAGCAACAAUCUGGGCCCCGCCUCAUCCCUUGCAGUUAUGCUGGAAAUGGUAAGGUUAUUAAUGAAAUCCUACGCUUUUGUACGCAGCAAUACCAAGUCGUUGGAACACAAACAGGGUGGUCUUUGUCCUUCUUUUUCGCAUUACCUGUACUUCUUGUUCGCCCCUACGCUAAUUUACAGUGAUAAUUACCCAAGAACUAACAAGAUUCGAUGGAGUUGCAUUGCUAUAAGCUUUGCAGAAAUAACUGCAAUAAUUCUUCUGCAUAGCGUCCUUGUGGAAAACACCUACGUGUAUUACUUACAGAACUACGGAAAAAGAAGCUACAGCUUUCUGGAGAUCAUUACGUGUAUCGUGGAAUGCGCUUUUUCGGGCCAUGUUUCACUAAUAAUGAUAUUCUAUAGCUUUCACAGCUACUUUAACGCUACCGCUGAAUUGACCAGGUUUUCGGACCGACUUUUUUAUCUGGAUUGGUGGACAGCUGAAAACCUGGACGAAUUUCUGAGGGGAUGGAGUUACUUCGUGCACGAGUGGUUACACGUUUACAUUUACAGAGAUUGCCACGAAAUUUUGUUCCCAAGCAGAAAACUCCUAGCAAAGAUAGUUGUUCUUGUCCUAUCGGGAUACUUUCACGACCUCAUAUUGUGUGUAGCAAGCCGAACGUUUCUUCCAUUGACCAUCAUAGAGUUCGUUUCAUUUGUGUGGAUGCGCGUAUUUCUGACAAACAAGAUGAUACUAGGAUUAUUAGGCAUGGAAGUAAGCUGCGCGUUCACGAUUUUGAUGAUGGAGUAUUACGCCCGUUUAAACUGUCCAAUGCCAAAUGCUGGCGUUAUUCAAUACCUAAUGCCACGAUUUCUUUAUUGUUAACGUCCCAUUACAAAUUAGUCUGGACUCUCAAGACUGCGAGUUGUGAGAAUGUUCCUUGUCUACCUCGUAAACGUGUAAUCAAUAAAAGAAGAAAAUAUAUUCCAUCCACAACAA
Messenger RNA from Photinus pyralis (common eastern firefly), 1535 nucleotides. Its product is annotated as sterol O-acyltransferase 2-like. Gene Ontology annotation, biological process: cholesterol metabolic process. NCBI's taxonomy places the organism in Eukaryota, Metazoa, Arthropoda, Insecta, Coleoptera, Lampyridae. The transcript has 7 exons. The coding region runs from base 102 to 1421 and encodes 439 amino acids. The record is from RefSeq and is a predicted model, not a curated record. Gene Ontology annotation, cellular component: endoplasmic reticulum membrane.